CUGUCCAGGCCAGCAUGGCGGGCGGCUGGGUGGCCGUGCUGGGCCUGGGGCUUUGCCUCACCGCGCUGCACCGAGGAGGCUGCCACCCCCCUGGUACAGCCGUGGCACCCCAAACUUCGGCUGCGCUGCGGGACAACUUCCGCCUGCAGCCGGGGGAUCUGGUGGCCACGGCGGGGCAAGCGUUGGAGCUGGAUUGUGUUCCCCCCUCGGGGCACCCCGAGCCCCGUGUCAGCUGGAAGAAAGAUGGGGUGGCCUUGGAUUUGGUGGGUGGCCGUUACGUGGUCACCAACGGGAAGCUGAGGGUGGCAGCGGCGCGACGGAGCGACUCUGGGAUCUACAUCUGCGUGGCAGCCAACGCGGCGGGCGAGAGGGAGAGCCGGGGUGCCCGUGUCUCCGUCCUGGAGAAGCCAAGCAUCGUGCGUGGCCCGAGCGAUGCCACGGUGGCGGCCGGCAGCACCGUGGAGCUGGGCUGCGGUGCCCAAGGUGACCCGGCGCCAAGGGUACAGUGGCACAAGGAGAGUGGGGACCUGCCCUGGGGCAGGUAUGAGGUGGAUCGGGAGCACACGUUGCGUCUCUUUGCUGUGACCCCCGCUGACACCGGCACCUACGUGUGUACGGCGCAGAGCCAGCUGGGCACCGCCGCCGCCACCGCCCACCUCAGCGUGGAGGACCGGCGAGAGGCUGCACCACGGGACCUCCUGGCUGUGCGGCUGCAGCUGGACAACGUCACGGCGCUGCCCAGUGCCGCCGUCCGGCUCCGCUGGCGGAUGGUGACGCCGGCGCCGGUGCCGGAGGGUUACGUGGUGCUGUACCGCUGCCUCCUCCCUGGGGCCACAUCGUGGGCACAGCACGACACGGGCAGGGAGCUCAGCACCACUGUCCCCGCGCUCCGCAGGGGCCACAAGUACGAGUUCAAGGUCCGACCCUACGCUGGAGGGAUCCAGGGCUUGGAGAGCAACAGCAGAUACCUCUGGAUACCUGAGGAAGUGCCGAGCGCGGCACCUCAGCACGUCAUGGUGGGCCGGCCUGAGAUGGAGAAUGGCACCGUGGUCGUGAGCUGGGAGCCACCUCCUGCUGAAGCCCACAAUGGCAUCAUCCAGGGCUACAAGGUCUGGUCAACAGGCGAGGGCUGGCAGCGUCCCACCAACAGGACAGUCGACGGAGGCACCCACCACCUGGAAACCUUCCUGCCAGGCCCUGGGGCCGAAUUCUGCUUCCAGGUGGCAGCUUUCAACAGUGCAGGCCUGGGGGUCCCCAGCAACGUCACCUGUGGAGCCCUGGGGCUGGCAGCAGGGAGCAGUGUGGUGGUGCGGGUGCUGAGGCAGCCUGCCGUCAUCGCCGCCACCGGCUCGCUGCUCUGGUUGGCCUUGCUCGCCCUCCUCCUCCUCCUCUGCCAGCGCCGCGCCAGCCGGGACGCCGCGGCUCGACGCAGGUUGAUGGCUGGUGACUCACCGUGGCUUGGUGGCCCCUGGAAACCCGUCUGUGCCCCCCAAAACCUCAGCAGCAGCAGCAGCCUCAGCAGUCGGCUCCUGGGCAGCGAUGGCAGGGACCCCCAUCCCUCCACCCUGUCCUUGGAGCCAUCAAGCUUUGGCCCCCCCACGCCUCCCACCCACAGCAGCUUCCGUGCGGGGCACCCUGGGGUGAGGACCUCACCCAGCACCCCCAACUCCGACUCCCGGGUGUGCACCCGCAAGCGAGAGCUGCACCAAGUGCACAGCACCCCGGCCCUCAUGGGCGGCCCCGGCGAGUGGGUGACGGGUUUGGAGGUAGCAGCAGGGUGGCCUCAGCGAAGGGGACAUGACGGUGACACCGAUGCUGCCGUGAUGGCCAGAGGGCUGCCGGUCUUCAGCUCCCCCAAAUCACAGAGGGGCAGUGUCUCGAUGGGCUCUGGUGGCACUGGGUCACCAGUGACACCGCCGAGGCCACCCCACGCCUGGCACCCGCCGGUGACACGGUCCCCGGCCACCGUGUGCCCCAGGAACACCUCCCCUAUCACCAAGGAUGCAUCUCCAGUCACUGUGGACAUGUCUCUGGCCACCCGGUACCCCAGGGACACAUCUCUGGCCUCUGAGAGCCCCAAGGGAGUGUCACUGGUCACCAGGUGCCCUAGGGACAUAUCCUUGGUGACUGAGCACCCCAAGGACAUGUCCCCAGCUACCAGGCACACCAAGAAUGUGUCACCAGUAACCAGGCAGCCCAGGGACAUGUCCCCAUCCACCAAGCAGCCCAAGGAGCCAUCACCAGCCUCCAGGAACCAGAGGGACACGGUCUCGGUCACCAGGCACUCCGAGGACACGUCUCUGGUCACCAGCUGCCCCAGGGACAUGUCCCCGAUCACCAAGUACCCCAGGGAUUCACCACCAGUGACCAAGAGCCAUAGGGAAAAGCCACUGGCCACCAGACACUCUGAGGACAUGUCUCCAGCCAGGGGGCACCCAAGGGACAUGUCCUCAGUCACUAGGCUGCCCCAGGAGAAGUCUCCAGCCACUGUGCACCACAGGGACAAGUUCCUGGCCACCAGUAGGUACCCCGAGAACAUGUCACCAGCCAUCAGGCGUCCCCAGGACAGAUUCCCAGCCACUGGCUGCCCCAAGGACACAUCCUCGGUCACCAGACACCCUGAGGAGAUGUCCCCAGCCCCCAGCCACCAAAGGGACAAGUUCUUGGGCACCAGACACCCCAAGGACACGUCCCCAGCCAUCAGACAUCCCAAAGAUGUGUCCCCAGCCACUGGACACCCUGUGGAGAUUUCUCCAGUCCCCAAUCAAUGCAAGGACACAUUCUUGGGCAACAGGUACCCUGGAGAUGUGUCACCAGCCAUGAGGCACCUCAAGAGCUCAUCCCCAGUCACCAAACACCCUGAAGAGAUGUCUCCAGUGACUGGUCACCGGAGGGACACGCUCCUGGCCUCCAGGCACCCUAAGGAUGUGUCCCCAAGCACCAGGAAUCCCAGGGACAGGUCUCCGGUCACCGGUCGCCUCUCACCAACGUUCAGCGACGGGGUCCUCACGCCACAGCAAGUGGCUGAAGACCUGGAGAUGAACGAGGACACCACCUCCCUCAGCCCCCCAGUGCCCACCAUGCCACGGUCCCUCUCGCCUCUGCACACCUACGGCUACAUCUAUGGGCCACCAGCUUCUGAGCUGGGUGAGGAGGAGGAGGAGGAAGAAGAGGAGGAGGAAGAGCAGCCAGCAACCAGAGGCUCUCCAGAGGGGUCACUGCUGAAUAGUUGGGGGUCAGUCUCAGAGGACAACUUUGCCAGCGCCCGCUGCAGCUUGGUGAGCUCCUGCGAUGGCUCCUUCCUCCUGGAUGCCAGCUUUGCCCGGGCACUGGCUGUGGCCGUCGAUGGCCUCUGCUUCAGCCUUGAGGACACUGAUGGGGGCUAUGGGGGUCUCUCACCACCACCAUCACCCUCAGAGGGAGUCUUCUUGCCCGGGGUCUCCAUUCCCACCUGGGAUUGGAGGAUGGCACUGGGGGUGCCAAGGAGAGCUGGGACAGAGGCAGCUGUGGGCAUCAUGCAGCAUGGUGGCCACAGGUCAGGGAGUGGCAGCCCCUGGACCAGGGACAGGAGGGACAGGAGUGUGGCAGUCCCCAGGGUGUAGGACACGGCAAGAGCAGAGGCAGAGCCCCCUCAGCUCAGCUAAUAUGCAGCUUUAUUUAGUGGUUCCCCAAAAAGGGGCUCUUUGCUACCAAAA
Colius striatus (speckled mousebird) is the source of this 3695-nucleotide messenger RNA. RefSeq names its product roundabout guidance receptor 4 (gene ROBO4). Gene Ontology annotation, molecular function: axon guidance receptor activity; protein binding. The record is from RefSeq and is a predicted model, not a curated record. The transcript is spliced from 19 exons. Gene Ontology annotation, cellular component: neuronal cell body; plasma membrane; axon. NCBI's taxonomy places the organism in Eukaryota, Metazoa, Chordata, Aves, Coliiformes, Coliidae. Gene Ontology annotation, biological process: homophilic cell-cell adhesion; synapse organization. The coding region runs from base 15 to 3602 and encodes 1195 amino acids.